AUGUUUUCUCGAUCAGUAUUGCGGAGUCUCACCUCCGAUUUACGCUUGUCAGCACCAACCUCAAUUUCAUCGGUCAAUGCCAUUUCGCAACGAGCUUGCCUGCAUCAAACUGCCUGGCUCCGGACAACGCAACAGCAAUCCGAACCUCAAUCCUCAUCUCCCAUUCCCGAAGCACCAUUGAGUGCUAUCUCCCAGACUCCUCUCCAAAACACCCUCUCUCAAUCACGAAAUGCCAUCCCUAUCGAGAAGCAACCCGUGGCUCCUACAUUCACCUCGCCUAUCGAAGUGAGCAAGUCUCUCAUGGAGCAGCUCCCUCACCUUGUGGGCCAAACACCACACUACGUCGUCGCCGAACUACACGCCCGACCCUUCCUCCUAACAGAGGGUGAUCACAUCCGUCUUCCGUUUCUCAUGCCCAAGGUGAAGACCGGUGACGUCCUACGAUUUAACCGCGCGUCUGCGCUCGGAUCUCGCGAUUUUACUCUGAAGGGCGCACCUCAUAUCGACGAGCGACUGUUUGAAUGCCGUGUCCGAGUUAUUGGUGUGGAGUCCGAACCCUUGCGCAUUAAGGAGAAGACGAAGCGGAGACAGAGACACGUGAAGCAGGCGAAGAGCAAGCACCGGUACACAAUCAUGCGUGUCAUGAAUGUGCGGGUAAAGAGUCCCGAGGAAUUGCUGGAGGAGGGUGCUGUGGUUGUUGAGGAUGCGGAAGACUCCCCUCAGAUCGAGGCCCGGUCAUAA
Messenger RNA from Penicillium malachiteum, 741 nucleotides. Its product is annotated as mitochondrial 54S ribosomal protein bL21m. The transcript has a single exon. Gene Ontology annotation, molecular function: structural constituent of ribosome. Lineage: Eukaryota; Fungi; Ascomycota; Eurotiomycetes; Eurotiales; Aspergillaceae. The coding region runs from base 1 to 741 and encodes 246 amino acids. Gene Ontology annotation, cellular component: mitochondrial large ribosomal subunit; ribosome. The record is from RefSeq and is a predicted model, not a curated record.